AGUAUACUCAUUAGCUUCACACAAGCAUUUCAUCAAACACUUUGCGUCCACUUAAACUUUCACUAUGAAUUCAUACCAAUCUUCAUCUCCAAUCAGAUUCUUCCGGCACCUCCUAUCCCCACCGAGAAAACCCACAUCACCACCGUCUCCAGACUGUUCCGGAGACAUUUACCACGUGUUCAACCACUUCGACGAGAACGGUGACGGCAAGAUAACGGCGUCGGAACUGCAGAACCGGCUGAAAAACGAGUUGCAGUUGUCGGAUGAGGAGGCGGAGAUGGCGGUGAGUUCGUCGGAUGCAGACGGAGAUGGGGUGUUGGGGUUGGAGGAUUUUGUGAAGAUGAUGAAAGAGGGGGAAGAGGAGGAGCUACGAGAGGCGUUUGUGAUGUAUUCGAUGAAAUCGAGUGUGAUUACACCAAAGAGUUUGAAGAAGAUGAUGGGGCGGUUGGGGCAGGAGACUACGGUGAAUGAGUGUAAGAUGAUGAUCGGAAGGUUUGAUGUUAAUGGUGAUGGGGUGUUGGAUUUUGAUGAGUUUAGGGUCAUGAUGGGUUGUUAACUCAGUUGAGAAUUCAAAAUUCUUUAUUUGUAUGUAACUAGUUUUUCCCCCGCCCGUGUUGUGAGGCAAUAAGACAAAUAUUUCUCUCUCAUAACAUGUAUGUCUGUACAGAGGGCAAAAUCGAAAUUAUAUUUUGAACAAGA
Molecule: messenger RNA, 699 nt
Organism: Helianthus annuus (common sunflower)
Lineage: Eukaryota; Viridiplantae; Streptophyta; Magnoliopsida; Asterales; Asteraceae
Product: probable calcium-binding protein CML31
Exons: 1
Coding region: 65-556 (163 amino acids)
Molecular function (GO): calcium ion binding
Source: RefSeq, a predicted model, not a curated record